CGAAACAAAAGAAGAAAAAAAAGAGAUCGGCGCCGUCUCCCGCACUCCAGAGUCAGAAGAGACCCUGCCUCCCAAACCACCGGGCGAGCGAGAUCGUCGUGGGCGGCACUCGCUCUCGCGCGCGGUGAGGCGGCGCUAUCAGAGCGGACUCCGCCUCAAAACCCCACCAGGUAGGUCUGCUGCACUCUGCACCGCAACCAUGGCCGCGGCCGCCGGGCUCAGCCGCCGCUGCACCGUCCGCGGACAAGUCGCGCUUUCGCCUUCCGGGAGCAACCGUCUUCGCCCGGCCCUGGUGUUGUAGAAGAGGAAAGGUUAGGGGGAGGGGGAGAGGUAAGGUGAGCGGCAAUGGGGGCGAUUGGGGGUGAUGAGCUGGUGCAGUGGGAUAAGAUGGCUGGACCGGAGGCGGUUAAUGGAGGCGGAGGAGGUGCGGGGAGGAUGGACAGGAUACAGGUGCUGGUCAGGCUGAGGCCGCUGAGCGAGAAGGAGGUUGCGAGGGGGGAACCUGCGGAGUGGGAGUGCAUCAAUGACACCACCGUCAUGUUCCGGAGCACCUUCCCGGACCGACCAACAGCCCCGACGGCGUACACAUUUGAUCGGGUUUUUCAUUCUGACUGCAGCACCAAGGAAGUCUACGAUGAAGGGGUUAGGGAAGUUGCUCUAUUAGUAGUCAGUGGCAUUAACUCAAGUAUUUUUGCGUAUGGACAAACAAGUAGCGGAAAGACAUAUACCAUGACCGGAGUAACAGAGUAUACAGUAGCAGACAUAUAUGAUUACAUUAGUAAGCAUGAAGAGAGAGCAUUUGUUCUAAAGUUCUCAGCAAUCGAAAUAUAUAAUGAAGUUGUAAGGGAUCUUCUUAGCGCGGAAAAUACUCCUCUUAGACUCUGGGACGAUGCAGAGAAGGGCACCUAUGUGGAGAAUCUUACUGAGGUUGUAUUAAGGGACUGGAACCACCUCAAGGGGCUUAUUUCUGUCUGCGAAGCUCAAAGAAGGACAGGGGAGACCUUUUUAAAUGAAAAAAGCUCCAGAUCUCAUCAGAUGCUGAGAUUGACAGUUGAAAGUUCUGCUCGGGAGUUCCUAGGGAAGGACAAGUCAACCACACUUGUUGCUAGUGCCGUACGUACAUCCAGCAAAUAUGUGAUGGAGUUUUUUUUAUAUAUCAAAAUAAUCAUGAGCAUUAUUGGUUCUGUGCAGAACUUUGUUGAUUUGGCAGGAAGUGAGCGUGCAUCUCAGGCAUUGUCUGCUGGCACAAGACUAAAAGAAGGUUGUCAUAUUAACAGAAGUUUGCUUGCCCUCGGCACUGUCAUUAGGAAACUAAGCAUGGGGAGUAAUGCACAUAUACCGUAUAGAGAUUCAAAGCUCACACGCAUAUUACAACCAUCUUUGGGAGGUAAUGCAAGAACCGCCAUCAUUUGUACACUGAGCCCGGCCACUAGUCAUAUUGAGCAAUCAAGAAAUACCCUAUUAUUUGGGAGCUGUGCAAAGGAAGUAGUUACAAAUGCCAAAGUCAAUGUGGUCAUGUCUGAUAAAGCGCUAGUUAAACAUUUGCAAAAGGAAGUUGCUAGAUUGGAGAGUGAGUUGCGGCAACCAGCUUCAAAUUCCAGUCUUGAAGCAUUAGUAAAGGAAAAGGACAACCAAAUCAGAAAGAUGGAGAAAGAAAUAAAAGAACUCAAGUCACAGCGUGAUCUGGCUCAAUCUAGGUUGCAGAAUCUGCUGCAGACUGUUGGGGACCACUCAAAGCACCCGGGCUCAGGAAAGCGUUCAGCCCGAAGUCCUCCAUCAAUUGGAAUGCCCCCAAGCAUCAGCAGGGAUGAUAGUUCUCAGAUCUCUCAUGAUGAUUCAGAUCUUUACAAGGAAGUGCGAUGCAUUGAGACCAGUGGAACAGGAGGAAAUGAACAGUUGGAUAUGUCAGCUGGUGAAAGCAGUAGUCCACAAGGUUCAAACAUGAAUUCUAGCUUGCGUGGUAACGGUUCCAAUACAUCAGUGAAUUCAAGGCGUUCAAGGCUCCUUGGUGAAUCUCCUGUCACGUUGGAGCAGCAUUUGGAGAAUAUCAGAAGGCCUUUUGCCACUGUUGGCAGAGAUCUAGGAUCUUCGACACGUAACUCAUCAGGCUCCAGAAUUCUUGGUAGAAGCAGGAGCUGUAGAUCACUUACAGCUACUACUAUGUUUGAUGGCAUAGAGGUGGAUGAUGACACCCCGCUGCAUAGAAGUUUGGUUGGUUUCCCAGGAAGGCCUGAAGGGGGUCAUAGAAGGGGAUCUGCACUGAACUAUGAUGUAGAAAGUGAAACUCUUUCAAGAGCAGGAUCAAUAGUUUCAACCAAGACGAAUGGUGCAUGCGAUGCAGAGUUCACUGGUAUAGGUGAAUUUGUUGCUGAAUUGAAGGAAAUGGCUCAGGUUCAUUAUCAGAAACAGUAUGGUGGUCAGAAUGCAAAUGGAGACUUUGGAGAGGGGACCAUAAAGAGCAUUGGAUUGGACCCGAUUGCUGAUGCUUCACAAUCACCGUCUCGCUGGCCGUUGGAAUUCGAGAAGAAACAGCAGGAGAUCAUCGAGCUUUGGCACUCAUGCAGUAUUUCCUUAGUACACAGGACCUAUUUUUUCUUGCUAUUCAAGGGAGAUCAGGCUGACUCAAUCUACAUGGAAGUGGAGCUUCGGAGGCUAUCAUUCCUCAGAGAUACUUACUCUCGGGGAAGCACCCCUAGCAAUGUGGUAGUAGGUAGCUUGAACUCUUCCCCAGCUGCGAGUGCUAAGAAGCUGCAGCGCGAGCGGGAGAUGCUUGCGAGGCAGAUGCAGAAGCGGCUCACGGCAGUGGAAAGAGAACACGUGUACACCAAGUGGGGCGUUUCCCUGGACUCCAAGAAGAGGAAGCUGCAGGUGGCUCGCCGCCUCUGGACGCAGACAAAGGACCUGGAGCACGUCAGGGAGAGCGCCUCCCUGGUCGCCAGGCUGAUCGGGCUCCAGGAGCCAGGGCAGGUCCUCCGGGAGAUGUUCGGGCUCAGCUUCGCCCCGCAGCAGCAGCCGCCCCCUCGCCGGCGAUCCUCCAACGGCUGGAAAUACGGGUUACCUUCGUUCGGCUGAUCGGAUCAACACCCACUCACGACGAUAACAGAUGACACGGCGCGAGCGACGACUGACCAGAGAGAUGUAACUUUUAUCCCUUCUGUUUCUUUUUUUUCCCGCUCUCUUGUGGUGGUGUAACUUGCUGCCUCUGAUUUGAGUAGGAUCUUAGGAAACCAUUCGCCGGGCCGUUCGCUUGUGCUCCGGUGGCUGGCUGGCUGGCUGGCUGGUGUAUCUUUCUGCCUAGCCGCUGCCGCUGCUGCCGCCUCGGCCCCAGUUGCUGACGACGCCAUCCUACGACCGUAAUUCCGGACGCUGUUGUGUAACUUUAACCUGUGGUGCAAUGGUAACCUGUCGUGCCAUCUUGGCCGAGA
Panicum virgatum (switchgrass) is the source of this 3425-nucleotide messenger RNA. Its product is annotated as kinesin-like protein KIN-7C. Gene Ontology annotation, molecular function: microtubule motor activity; microtubule binding; ATP binding. The record is from RefSeq and is a predicted model, not a curated record. The transcript has 13 exons. Bases 346 to 3072 code for a protein of 908 amino acids. Lineage: Eukaryota; Viridiplantae; Streptophyta; Magnoliopsida; Poales; Poaceae. Gene Ontology annotation, biological process: microtubule-based movement.